UCUCCUCUCUCCACUUUCUCUCUCUAUAUUUGGUAGUGUUUAUAUAAAUCCUAGAAGCUCUUCAUUCUUCCAUUCCUCGGCCUCUCCUUUUCUUCUUUUUCCCUUGACAAUCCUCGGGAUCUGAUCUGACAACUAUAGUCAAGAGAAAAAAACAAGAAAAAAUCAUUUCAGUUCAAGUCCCGAGGAAGAUAUAUAUUAAUUGUGUCUUUCGCCAUUUAUUUUUCUUGUUUUAUAUGUCUCAGCCAAAAUUUGUAGUUUAAAUCUAUUUUCGGUGAACAAAGAUUUGGUUGAUUGUUGAAGAAAGAUCUACUGCUCUACCCAUCUCUAAGCUAUUGCCUCAUCUAAUUGCAGGUCUCGGCUCCUUAGCAGCAAGGAGAUUAUGAAUGCUUUUUCGCAUGUCCCUCCUGGUUUUCGGUUCCAUCCCACAGACGAAGAACUUGUUGAUUACUACCUUAGGAAAAAGAUUACUUGCAGAAGGAUUGAUCUAGAUGUCAUUAAAGAUAUCGAUCUCUACAAAAUUGAGCCAUGGGAUCUUCAAGAACUAUGCAGAAUAGGAACAGAAGAGCAAAAUGAAUGGUAUUUCUUUAGCCACAAGGAUAAGAAGUAUCCGACUGGAACGCGUACCAACAGAGCUACAGCUGCAGGAUUCUGGAAAGCAACUGGACGCGACAAGGCUAUUUACUCGAAGCAUGACUUGAUUGGCAUGAGGAAGACCUUAGUCUUUUAUAAAGGUCGAGCACCAAAUGGACAAAAAUCAGACUGGAUUAUGCACGAGUAUCGUCUUGAAACAGAUGAAAAUGGGAUAACUCAGGAAGAAGGUUGGGUGGUGUGUAGGGUAUUCAAGAAAAGAUUAACAAGUAUGCAGAAAAUGAGUGAACACGAGUCGCCAAUUUGGUAUGAUGAUCAAGUCUCAUUCAUGCCGGACUUGGAUUCGCCAAAACAAGCUUCUCAGUGUAAUCCAAAUUACCACUACUCUUAUUCCUGCAAGAAGGAGAUAGAUUUGCAGUAUGAAAUGCCCCAUGAACAUUUUAACCAGCUGCAAACUGCGCCAUCCGAGAGCUGCAACUCUGUGGCAGCUUAUGGUCUUGACAUAAACAAUGGAAGCAGUUUCCGGUCCUCCUCAUUCGUACAAGAAGAACAUGUCCAACAAAACAAUCACCAGAAUUUGCAUUUCAUCUAUGGGGACAAUAACAAUAUUGAGCAAACAGGACUUGACGACCAAGUGACGGAUUGGCGAGUUCUUGACAAGUUUGUUGCUUCUCAAAUGGGGGCAAAUGUGUUUCAAGCCUCUGAUCACUCGAGUAUGGUUGGCCGGCACUUGAUCAACAAGCAAGAAUUGGCACCGGAAAAUGCCACGGCAUCAGCCUUCAGUUGUCAGAUUGAUCUGUUGAAGUGAAACCUUAUUAAAAUUCAAUUACAGUAUUACACAUUGAUCAUAGGAAGUCCAGUUAUAUGUUAUUUAGAUUUUUGUACAUAAUAAAACUGAAAUUACAGUAUAACCUUUUAGGCUUCUGAAUUUUCAUCUUAGUAUAUAAGUUAAGUUGAUAUAUAUACAGUACCAAAUUAAUUAGUCAAUAACCUUGUUAUUUUACCAAGAUAGAGUUGGACUCUGGAGCUGAGGAUGGCUAUGGAGACUUUGACUCACAGCAAUACUGUUCUGUGUGUAAUGGCCAUCUUUAUGCUUAUGCACUUGGACUGCUAUGUGUUAUGUAUGUUUGUUGAUCCUAAAAGCAGUAUUAGAAAUAUAUUUCUAUCUUUUAGUAUA
Messenger RNA from Cornus florida, 1765 nucleotides. RefSeq names its product NAC domain-containing protein 7-like. Bases 380 to 1396 code for a protein of 338 amino acids. Gene Ontology annotation, molecular function: DNA binding. Gene Ontology annotation, biological process: regulation of DNA-templated transcription. NCBI's taxonomy places the organism in Eukaryota, Viridiplantae, Streptophyta, Magnoliopsida, Cornales, Cornaceae. The transcript has 4 exons. The record is from RefSeq and is a predicted model, not a curated record.